This is a messenger RNA of Hemiscyllium ocellatum (epaulette shark), 5739 nucleotides long. It is a transcript of the gene med22, whose product is annotated as mediator complex subunit 22. Gene Ontology annotation, molecular function: transcription coregulator activity. Gene Ontology annotation, cellular component: mediator complex. The record is from RefSeq and is a predicted model, not a curated record. NCBI's taxonomy places the organism in Eukaryota, Metazoa, Chordata, Chondrichthyes, Orectolobiformes, Hemiscylliidae. Bases 88 to 510 code for a protein of 140 amino acids. The transcript has 4 exons. Gene Ontology annotation, biological process: regulation of transcription by RNA polymerase II.
CGGGAGGCGAACUUCCGGUGUCGGUCGAACCGCGGCCUGUGAUGGACUUGAGUUGAUUCGGAUUCUUCAUUUGUUUAGCGCCUGAGGAUGUCACAGCAACGAACACUACCUCAGAGUAAAGAGCUUCUGCUCCAGUCCUACAACAAGAGACUGAAAGAUGACAUCAAAUCUAUUCUGGAUAACUUCACAGAAAUUGUUAAAAGUGCUCGGGUUGAAGAUGAGACGCAGGUAUCCCGGGCGACACAGUGUGAACAAGAUCACUAUGAGAUGCAUGUGAGAGCAGCAAACAUUGUGCGUGCUGGUGAGUCUUUGAUGAAGCUGGUGUCAGACCUGAAACAGUUCUUGAUCCUGAAUGACUUUCCCUCGGUGAAUGAAGCCAUUAAUCAGCGGAAGCAACAACUACGAAAUCUGCAGGAAGAAUGUGACAAGAAAUUGAUUACCCUGAGAGACGAGAUUGCAGUCGAUCUGUAUGAGCUGGAAGAAGAAUAUUACUCCUCCAGGUACAAAUAACACACAACUGUCCUCGGCACAGCCUCCAGAAUGUUCCCUGAGCAAGCACAACAGAGUGCCUUUUACCACUGACAUAACCACAAUGUGAGCCAGCCUCAUUCACUUACACUGUAACACACUCCUAAUCUCUCACUAACCUCCUCAAACGGUAACAAUUCUAAUCCCACACUAUAAUACUCCUCAGUUCCAUGGUAUAUAGGUGAGGCUGUACCUCUGUUGUUAAGCUGCUUCUUUUUACUUAAUAGAAAUGCGAGUCUUUCUCUUUUCAUUGUGACAUGGGUUGACUUUGGGCUCUAGUUGAGGCUGUUUAAUACUCUUUCCAGCUCAUCUUCAGUUGAGAUUGAUCCUGAUCUACCAGACCCCAAAUAUUACAUCAGGUGUUGGGAAGGAUGGGGCUGGGCAGAUGGUGGUUCCAUUCAUUUGUACCUCUUCCCUUCUUUACAGAACAAAUUCCCAAUUCCUGAUUGUAAAUCAUUUUGGGGAACUGAUGGAGUCUCCCCACCACGUGUCUAUUGCCGUUGAUUUAAUUCAUUCCUCACAAGUCAAACCCUAACAUCCCAAAAUGUCUCCAAGCAACUGUUUUUUUAAAUGCAAUCUGCACAAUAGUACUCACCAAUUAGCAAAACAUGAAACAUUCCCAGGCACUACACAUUUCACUAAAACAUCCUUAAGUGCAAUUUGUGAAGCAUCCCCCUGUGCUGCAGCAUCUCCUGUUGGAAUCUGCCCUUACUGCCAUCUUAUGUGUAUCAGGGACUAUAAAGGUGCUCCUUUAAUGUUGAACCAAAUAAGGUGUUUAUAAUUGGGCGAUAGUGUCUGCUCAGCUUUUACUGCAGUAAGAAUCUGAGAAAUUUUACUCCAUAAACUGGAAUUUUAUUGUAAAGAAUCAUUACCCAAUUUAGUAAAGAGAUUCUAUUUAUCUCAAAUUUUAUAUUAGCUUUUCUACAACGUGAUAUUCAUGCACAUUAUGAAUGUACAAGCACCCUGUUUAUCAGACUUUAAACUUCUCAAGUCUAAUCUUCUGUGUCAGAUUUGACGAGGAAACAUUUUUCUAUUUGUUUGAAGUAAUAUAACACUGGCCUUAAUGAUGCACAGUUCCUUCACAUGAAGAUAAUAAGUUAAAUGAUGUAUUGUGACUGACUGUGUUAUUAUUUAUAUGAUAAUCACUUCAACAACCAUCAACAUUUUCUCCAAUAUGCAUUGAGUCUCUGCACUAUAGUUCUUUUGAAGAUGGAGGAUGGCCCAGAAUUGUCUAAUUCAGAAUCCCUUCCUUCCCUUCCCACUGCCAAGUAUCUCUCAUUAUUUGUAAUGAUCCAACUCCUUCUGACUACCACAUAUUAAUAAAGGGAUCGUGAAGUAAGAUGGCUUAAACAUAGGAGACAGAGGGUAGUGGUGGAAGGAUUCUUAUCACAUUGGAGGGUUGUGACUGGUGGUGUUCCACAAGGAUCAGUGCUGGGGCCUCUGCUGCUAGUAGUCAACAGAAAUGAUUUGGAGGAAAAUGUAGCUGGUCUAAUUAGUAAGUUUACAGAUGUCACACAGAUUGAUGGUCAGGUAGUGAGGAGAAUUGUCAGAGGAUACAGCAGGAUAUAGAAUGGAGAUAAGGAGGAACUUCUUCAGCCAGAGAGUGGUGAAUCUAUGGAAUUCACUGCCACAGAAGGCUGUGGAAACCAAGUCAUUGAUUAUAGUAAAGACUGAGAUAGAUAGAUAGAUAGAUAGAUAGAUAGAUAGAUUCUUGAGUAUCAAGGGAGAAAGCGGACAAAUGGGGUUGAGAAAUUUGUCAGCCAUGAUUCACGGUGGAGCAGACUCAAUGGGCCGAAUGGCCUAAUUUCUGCUCCUAUGUCUUAUGGUCUUAUGGCCUAACUUUAGAAUUGUACACAAUUUCCAAGUAGGCCAUGCUUAGAAAUUGUGUACAAUUCUGGUCACCACACGACACUUCAGGAUGGAGGGGUGAAUUACUAGGGGGUAACGGUCAAGGUGCAGGGCAGGAAGUUUAAAAGAGAAGUGUGAGGGAGGUUUUUCUCACAAAGGGUGGGGAGUGCCUGGAAUGUGCUGCCAGAGGAGGGGGUGGAAGCAGACACAAUCGUGCUGCCAGAGGAGGGGGUGGAAGCAGACACAAUCGCAGCAUUCAAGAAUCACCUGGAAGCGUGAAUAGGAAAACAGAGGAAUAGAGAUCGUGUAACUGAAGACAGUUUUAGUCAAAAUGAGUACCAAAGGGCCUGUUCUGGUACUGUAUUGCUCUUUCUUCUAAUAGCUUUUCCCUAUGUUAAGGGAGUCUAAAACUAGAUGGCAUGGGUUUAAGGUGAGAGGGGAGAGAUACAAAACGGACCAGAUGAGCACUGGUUCACACAGGGUGGUAAGUGUGUGGAACGGGCUGUCAGAGGUAGUGCUGGAAGCGAGUACGAUUUCAUCAUUUAAGGAACAUUUAGACAGGUACGUGAAGCGGCUAGGUAUGGAGGGACAUGGACCAAACAUAAAUGGGACUAGGUUAAUUGUGAAAACUGGGCAGCAUGGGUGGGUUAGACCGAAGGGCCUGUUUCCAUGCUGGUGACCUCAAUGACUUUAUCACAUCCCAUAAUAUUAGCACUGUAACUUAUGAAGUUGCUAUUGCCUGCAAUAGGUCAAGGUAAUUAGGCAGAGCCAACAUCAUUUGGUCAAAGGGAAAUCACGUUUAAUUAAUGGAACUCUUUUUAACAAGUCACCUAUACAGUGGGUAAAGUGAAUCCAAUAGCAAUGUUGUGCUGAGGUUUACUGAAAGCAUUUGAUAAGGUGCCACAUCAAAGACUGUUCCAGAAAAUAGAAGCUCAUGUUGUGGAUGGUAAUAAAAUGGAAAGGAAGGUUGAAGCUUGACUGACUGGCCUCUUCUCUUUCGUUUAUAUAAACGAUUUGGAUAAAGAGACAGAAGGUUUGGUAGUUAAAUUUACUGACGAUGCAAAGAUAGGAAAGUGAGUUGUGAAGAGGACAAAGGGAUAUAAGUAGGUUAAGUGAGUGGGUAAAGAUCUGGCAGAUAGAGUGCAAUAUGGGAAAGUAUGAGAUUAUACAUUUUGGUAGAAAUAAUAAAACGGAACAUAUCAUCUAAGAAAGGUUGCAGAGUCAUAGGAUGCAGAGGGGUGUGGGUGUCCAAGUGCAGAAUCACAGCAGGUUAGUGUGUAAGCACAGCAAGUAAUCUGGAAAGCUAAUCAAAUGCUGUGUUUUACAGCGAGGGGAACUGAAAACAAGAGGAGGGAGCUUAUGCUUCAGUUGUGAGGACAAAGGUUAGACAAUAUCAGGAGUAUUGUGUGUAACACUGGUCACUGCCCUUAAGAACGGAUGUUAAUGUGUUGGAAGCAAUUCAGAGUUAAGGUUUACUAGGCUUUCCAGGUAUUUCCUGAUGAAGGGCUCCUGCCCGAAACGUUGAUUUUCCUGCUCAUCAGAUGCUGCCUGACCUGCUGUGCCUUUCCAGCACCUCUCUAAUCUUUGCCAGGCUUUUGCCUGGAAUGAGCAGCUUGCCUUCCAAGAAAAGAUUAGACAGGCUCGGCCUCUAUCCUUUAGAGUUUGGAAGAGUCAAAAGUGACUUAUUUGGAAUUUAUAAGAUCCUGAGGGGACUUGACUGGGUAGAUGUGGAAAGGGCGUUUCCUAUUGUGGGAGAAUCUAGAAAUGGGGUUAUAGCUUAAAAACAAGGAGUUGCCCAUUUAAAACAGGAGGAAACUUUUCUGAGAUUGAGAAUAUUUGGAAUUCCCUGAAGGGCAACGAGUGCAGAAUCUUUAAGUCAGAUUAGAUUCUGGAUUAUCAAGGGAAUGAACGAUAAUCAGGAGGAAUGCAGAGUCGAGGUUAAAAUCAGAUCAACCAUGAGCUUAAUGGCAGCGCAGGCUUAAAGGGCUGAAUGGCCUACUCGUUCCUUGUUUAUACACACAUCAUGUCAUGUUUCAGUGUUACCUUUCAUAAAUAUAUCAGUCUAAAUUAACUGUACAUGCCAGGAUAUUCUCCACACAUCCUGUAAUAAUCUGUUGUGUUAUAUAUACAUCUCAUAAUAUUCCCCUUUAGUAUGUUCACUGUACAUUUCUGCAAUUGUCCGUGUGUAGCUUGUAAUAUCAUUCUCUACAGUUUAAGGUCUUAUCACAGUCCCAAAUGUUCAGUGAGUAACUUUGCUUCAUUGGGAAUCAAAGAGUAACUGUGUGCCUCUGCUGAAGCCUCUGUUCUGGGCCACUGGGUUCAGGAUCAGUUUGCAACCACUAGAUUAUGGAGAGGCCAGGUUCCAACCUGAGUUGAGUUCACGGGUUCCACUGUGGCUGCAUCAGAAACUAAAAACUACGCCGUGUGCCUGAGCUAGUGAGGGAAAUGGGCUAGGAGGAGAGGAGCCCAGCCAGAGCUCCCAUUCCUGAUCAGCUUUUAGAUUAGAUUAGAUUCCCUACAGUGUGGAAACAGGCCAUUUGGUCCAACAAGUCCUGAUGCUCUGAAGAGCAACCCACCCAGACCCAUUCCCCCACCCUAUAUUUACCCCUUACUAUGGGCAAUUUAACAUGACCAAAUCACGUAACCUGCAGAUCUUUGGAUUGUGGGAGGAAACCGGAGCACCCAGAGGAAACCUAUGCAAUACCCUGGGGGGAAUGUCUGUGUGGAGUUUGCACAGUCACCCGAGGUGGGAAUCGAACCCAUGUCACUGGUGCUGUGAAGCAGCAGUGCUAACCACUGAACCAUCGUGUUGCCCCAGUUUUAGUGAAUCCUCCCACGUGCACACUCAUGUCCACAAUUUAGCAACAAUCAGGUUGGGUUUAGCUGUGAUACCACACAGUCAAAUAGUUAUGACAGAAACACGCACAUUGACAUGGAGAGGUGAGAAUGCAGAACUGCCACUGGCUUUCACUGAUGCAUCAUCGUCAGAGAAUCCCAAACUGUAUCCAUCCCACGCCCCUAACCCCUUUCAGCCAAAUGAGCCAUUUCAAAUCAAUGUGACCACCUCCUUCAUGUGUAAUUGAAUCCAUUUCUGUUAAAUGCAUGCUUUAAUCUAAAAAGGUGUUGUCACUCAAUCUCCCACCCAGAGCUACAAUGAUUGAGUGUGGACUAAAACUGCGAUCUGUUUUUACUUAUUGAGCCUUGCAAUAGUGAGUGUUUCAUUUAAUAAUUGUCAUUGUGCCUUGUUCACUGUUCCCAACAUUUUCAAGAUGAAAUUUGUUUUUAUAUCUGUACUUAUGUUUAUUUUUGCUUUAAGAUUUAUAUAUAAAUUUAAAAACCGCAUCCUUCAUUCGAUUAAACAUU